AUGCCGAAAACCAAACAUUUCCAAAACCUGAAAAAGCCAGUCCAAUCAGCGCCCCCUUCAGAACCUAUUGAUGCGACACAAGAUAUGACAUCACAAUUGGGUCCUUCAUUCCCUACUACAUUGCAGCAGACUCCUUCAUUACAAGCCACAGGACAGCAAACUCUUUCAUUUCAGGCGACAUCACUACCAACUCCUUCAUUUCAACCUCCUGUUAAUCCCACACCACCACAAGCAACAUCCAAUAAGCGUGCUAAACGUGAGUCUUCACAUCAUUGGACUGUCGAUGGAAUAGAUCGUUACAUUGGUGCUUUUACUAAGGGUCGGACUGGCUUGAAACCAGCUCAUUGUUUUAUCUAUUUUAUGAAGUUCUGCAAUAUUUUGGCUUUAAAGGCGAACCCCCUGUCCCAUGAAAUGUGCCGGAAUGAUUUUGACAAUGUUGUGAAUCUUAACCUCUGUUCAUUUUUUGUGAGAUCACUUUUAGGUUGAACUUUGAGGGUUUCAUGCUUUCUUAGUUUUUAUAUGUCUUGCUAUUAGCCAGUUCCAACAGCAAGACAUAUAGAAGUUUUUGUUGAGUAUGAGAUGGCUACAAGGUGUUUGUAGUAUUUUCUUGCAAUACAUAUAGAAGUUUCUUUACAAAACAAUACAACCAACAUACAACUCAUUUCAGUAAUA
Nicotiana attenuata is the source of this 672-nucleotide messenger RNA. RefSeq lists its product as uncharacterized. The record is from RefSeq and is a predicted model, not a curated record. The transcript is spliced from 4 exons. Lineage: Eukaryota; Viridiplantae; Streptophyta; Magnoliopsida; Solanales; Solanaceae. The coding region runs from base 1 to 486 and encodes 161 amino acids.